GAACACCUUUACAUUUUAUGACUCCAAGACUUACUUUAUGCUUUUAAAAUAAAUUAGUACUUCGCUAUCGACUAUUUUUCGUGUGUUUCAGUUAUUUUAUUUUGCUUAGUGUUUUAUAAUGGAUGAAGUGGAUCAGAAUUGUGGUGACGAACUAAUAAUUGUGAAUAGAAGAUGUGAAUAUUGUGUCUCUAAAAAGUUCAUUUGUUCAGUUGUGCCUUAUUUUAGAAAAUUGUUUUCUAGCGAUGAAUUGGAAUCAAAGGAAAACAAAGUGACUCUAGAUUUUGAUGAGCAUGCCUUUGAUGCUCUUCUUAAUUGGAUUCACACAGAAUUAUUCAUCAUUCAAAUGGAUUAUGUGAUAAGUUUUUAUGAAGCAGCUGAUUAUUUGAUGAUCAGCAAACUUUUGUUCAAACCUUGUUUUGAGUAUUUCCACAAUAAUUUUACCAUAAAAUAUCUUCCAGUUGUCUUACUUCAGAUUAAAAAAUCUUCCAAAUUGAUAACUCCAGGAGCUGUUAAUAGCUUCAUUUGUCGCCAUAUCUUGAAAAUCGCUGCUACUGAUACUUUUCUGGAGUAUCCAGUUGAAACAGUUGAACAUAUUUUUAAAUUAGAUUUAAUGAUUUACUCUGAGUAUCAAGUUUUUCAAUCAAUCAUGAAAUGGGUAAAUAAGAAUGUUGAUUCAAGAAAAGAAUUCCUUUCAAGCCUAUUGAAAUUCGUGCGUUGGUCUUUCAUGGAUCCUGUUGGAUUAUCAAAGGUUAAGAAAAAUGAAUUAAUAAAGGCUCUAAGAAGCUUUGAUUCAAUCCUUUCCUCCAAGAGUGACUGUGGAUUCAAUCGUACUAAACAAAACUUCUUCGUCUCAAUCCAAGAAUUGGAUGAUCAUUCAAAGUUGCGGAUAAAUAUAUUUGAUAAAGAUCUAUUUUCAUUACCGAUUGGUGAUUUCACUGAAGAUAGAACAAUGCCAACCCAAUUCGUUCAUGGAGAAAGCAUUUCAGAUAUUUUAUUUAAUACUGGAAGAAGAUGUAUCCGAGUUGAUUGGGUCAAAAAGACAUUUUAUAGGCUUGAUAGUGAGCACUAUAAACCCUAUUACCCGAAAAUUCAUAAAUUGAUUGUCAAUUUUCAGGAUGAUCGUAGUCAAUAUUCCUGCUAUUUGGAUGCUAAAGCCACUGCACUUGGAGAUGAAAUUCCCAGUAACUCAUAUUUAUUGGUUGAAUAUAAUGAUGGAUUUGUCUACAUCGGAGAAACUUGUCGAGAAACUCAAUAUUUUGGUAUUUUCCCAGCGACGGAUUCAAGACAAUUCAAUAAAUACAAUAAUAAUUAUGAUUUUGAAUUCCAAGCGACUAUUUUGGACAAAAUUCUUUAUGUCUUCACAUCGGAUAGGGAUUUUUUCCAAUUUAAUAUGGAAACCCGUUCAUACAAAAAGAUUAAACUAUUUGAAGAUGGUGAAGAUUUGUCGGCUAAACACAUAAUCUUAACUUCUCUUUAUACAGAAGAUGAUAAGAUAAUUCUGAUCGACAAUCCCGGAAAAUUCUAUGUUUAUUGCAUUAAACAGAAGAAAUGGUUUGAAAAGUAUGAAUUCUUCAAUGUAGAUCCCAAUUCCAACGAUUCUUAUAAAGGUGUUGAUAAGUUGAUUGCCUUCACCUCAACGUUUCUACCGAUGAAAAAUAUAAAACCAUUGUUUAGGCGAGACUUUUUAUAACUCUUACAGCUUUCUAACAGUUAGCAGUUCAUUAUGACCAACAUUUAAUCUGAAUUUAAUUUCCUUUUCAUGUAAAUUAUAAGACAAAUUGCGAACAUUCAUGCAAUAUACAAAGUGUACUUACCAUGCCUUUUAUUUAAAAAAAUCCAACUGUCAAUACAAUCCAUAUUGUGAUUAUUCAUGAAAAUCGAUACAUGAAAUUAGGAUAGACUAAAUUCGAAACAUAAUGAAAGAUUUCUUCGGUUUCGUUCGCUAAAGAAAAUUAAUGUGAAUUUACAUUCUUACGAAAUUAGCAUGACCAAAAUAAAUUCUUUGUCUUAAAACUUUAGCUUUACUAUUUUCAUUAGACUGUGAGUAGAGAGUGGGAUUCAUUGAAACGCUUCCGUUGGUUAUUCUUUAGCCAAAUGAUCAAAAUGAUCGGUCCAACUCUGAUCCUUAACCACGUGUUUCCCAGUUUUCUGGUGUUUUCAUCACCAAA
Messenger RNA from Tetranychus urticae (two-spotted spider mite), 2168 nucleotides. NCBI's taxonomy places the organism in Eukaryota, Metazoa, Arthropoda, Arachnida, Trombidiformes, Tetranychidae. The record is from RefSeq and is a predicted model, not a curated record.